AUGCCUCGGCUCUCUCAUGCUCUCCUACGCAGAGCUUACAAUAUUUCGCCUUUAUUACCAUUAGUCCUCCGAGAAACACGCAGUCUUUCAUCUGCGAUUAAUGAAUUACGAUGGCUACGUGAAUAUGUUGAUAAAACGAUGAGCCAUCGUGUGCCCAAUCAAAAAUGGAGGACUUUGCUAAAACUCUGCCAAAGACGUGCCACAGGGGAGCCACUGCAGUAUAUUCUCGGCACCCAGCCCUUUGGGGAAUUGGAGAUUAAAUGCAAGCCUGGAGUACUCAUUCCUAGGCCAGAAACAGAGGCAUACACAACACAUCUAGCAGAACUUCUUAUCAAAGCACAGCGUUCUUUCCACGAAACAUCGGAAAAUCAGCAUAAUCCACUGAAGAUCGUUGAUUUUUGUUCUGGGACUGGUUGCAUUUCCCUUCUCUUAUACUCGCUUUUACAUCAAGUAUAUCCUAGGCUCGAGAUCGUCGGUCUAGACAUCUCUAAAAAAGCGCUUGAUUUAUCAAUUCAAAAUGUUCGUUUUAAUUCUCUGAACAGAUCUGCACAGCAAAGUGUUCAUUUUGAAUUUGCUGAUGUUCUCAGUGACGAGAAAUUAAUCCUAGGUAUAUUUCAAGGCGUCUGCGAUGUAAUUGUGUCUAACCCCCCGUAUAUAUCAGAAGAUGGAUUUAACAAGGAAACGACACGAUCGGUUAGAAAUUGGGAACCAAAAAUUGCACUGGUUCCUGAUACAUCGAGGCGGGAAACCAUACACUUCAAUGAUACUUCCGGAAAGAGUUCUCUAUUAAAAGUGGAGGAUAUUUUUUAUCAUCAAUUAUUGCGAUUUCAUUCCCUUUUGAAGUCAAAAAUUCUUGUAAUGGAAAUAGAAUUGAAAUAUGGAGGGACUGGCCAGAUCAACACGAGUUUGGAAACGAGAGUGCAGAAUGCAUGUUUCUGGACAAUCACAAAAUAUGUUUUCUUGUUGUUCCAGACUUGGCAAGCUCGUAUGGCAUUUCACUCUGAAACUGCCAUAAACAUUCUUCCAAUGGCCCCCUGA
Messenger RNA from Botrytis fragariae, 1038 nucleotides. Its product is annotated as putative mrf1 mitochondrial n(5)-glutamine methyltransferase. The transcript is spliced from 4 exons. The record is from RefSeq and is a predicted model, not a curated record. Lineage: Eukaryota; Fungi; Ascomycota; Leotiomycetes; Helotiales; Sclerotiniaceae. Gene Ontology annotation, biological process: protein methylation. Gene Ontology annotation, cellular component: mitochondrion. The coding region runs from base 1 to 1038 and encodes 345 amino acids. Gene Ontology annotation, molecular function: nucleic acid binding; protein methyltransferase activity.